AAAAAAAAAAUACCAAUGUUUAGGGCAAGCAGGAUAAAUUUCUUACCAGCGUUUUCCAUGUCCGGAGCUUAUCUUUGAUUCCAACCCCAUAACUCUAAAAUACACACAAACGAUCAAAAAGCAAGUUUUGUGUUUCUCCUUUCACUCACCAACAUCAAAGACUCCAUCAUCCCCUUUUUUUCCUUUUUUUGUUGGUAAAUCUUCGAUCAGAUCCGAUUUUCUUCAUCGCCGAUCAUCAGUUUCUCUGUUUCCGGAUCCAUCUACUUUGUUUAUGAUUUAUCAAGUUAUGAAGGGUCAAGAAAGCGUAGGGACCUGUGUUAAUUUUGCAACGGGAUCAAGCAAUCUUUUUUAGCAGGAUGUGAUGUGUAUGGGGUGACAAUGCCUGAACUGCGAAGUGGAGCCAGGAGAUCGAGACGGCUUGAUGAUCUUCAGCCUUGUACACAACCACUUGAUCAAGGAGAGAAUUUGGCAGUGCCGGCCCCUAAUAGAACCAGAAGGAGGGUUGGUGGUGGAAGAGGAAGAGGUGGUAAUGCAGCCGUAGCGAAAGGUCCCUCGGUGGCAAUUCCUGCAAGGCCAACGGCUGCCCGGAGAGGACGCGGAAUCAGAUUGAUAGAUUUAGAUCCUGAACCUUGUGAGGUUCUUCCUGAAGCUGGUGCCCUUGGGGCAGCAGAGCCUGUUUUCAAUCGUGUUGAGGCUGUUGCAAAUAAAGAUAUGGCCAUAGAGGGUGGAAGUCCGGAUAAAGUAAUAGGAGUUGAAGAGGAAGCAGGCACAGCUCCUAUUCCUGACAGGGUACAAGUGGGCAAUUCUCCUGUAUAUAAGGUUGAAAAGAAACUUGGCAAGGGAGGUUUUGGCCAAGUCUUUGUUGGUAGAAGAGUCAGUGGUGGAACUGAUCAGACAGGUCCGGAUGCAAUUGAGGUUGCUCUGAAGCUUGAGCACCACAAUAGUAAAGGUUGCAGUUAUGGUCCUCCUUAUGAAUGGCAAGUGUAUAGUGCUCUAAAUGGAUGCUAUGGAAUUCCUUGGGUUCAUUACAAGGGUCGUCAAGGCGAUUUCUACAUUCUGGUCAUGGACAUGCUCGGGCCGAGCCUGUGGGAUGUCUGGAACACUCUUGGUCAAUCGAUGUCUCCAAGUAUGGUUGCUUGCAUUGCAGUGGAGGCAAUAUCAAUUCUUGAGAAGCUUCACAUGAAGGGGUUUGUGCAUGGAGAUGUGAAGCCCGAGAACUUCUUACUUGGUCAAGCGGGGACAGCAGAUGAGAAAAAACUGUAUCUUAUUGAUCUUGGUUUAGCUUCUAAAUGGAAAGAUGUAGCUAGUGGUCAACAUGUCGAAUAUGAUCAAAGGCCUGACAUAUUCAGGGGGACGAUAAGGUAUGCAAGUGUACAUGCACAUUUAGGUAGAACUGGAAGUCGGAGAGAUGAUCUUGAGUCAUUGGCUUACACGUUAAUAUUCCUUAUAAAAGGAAGAUUACCUUGGCAAGGAUAUCAGGGUGAUAACAAGAGUUUUCUUGUAUGUAAGAAAAAGAUGGUCACUUCUCCAGAGUUAAUGUGCUGCUUUUGCCCAGCACCAUUCAAGCAAUUUCUUGAAGCUGUAAUAAAUAUGAAGUUCGACGAGGAGCCAAAUUAUUCAAAACUAAUAUCCUUUUUUGAAGGCCUGAUUGAUCCAUGUAUACCACUCAGGCCAAUUCGAAUUGAUGGAGCAUUAAAGGUUGGGCAAAAGCGUGGUAGGCUGCUUAUAAAUCUGGAAGAAGAUGAGCAACCAAAGAAGAGAGUGAGGUUAGGUAGUCCUGCCACGCAAUGGAUUUCGGUUUAUAAUGCACGUAGGCCCAUGAAGCAAAGGUACCACUACAAUGUUGCAGACUCGAGAUUGCGCCAACAUAUAGAAAAGGGCAACGAAGACGGAUUGCUUAUAAGUUGUGUGGCCUCUGCAGCGAAUCUCUGGGCCCUAAUCAUGGAUGCUGGAACAGGUUUCUCUUCCCAGGUUUACGAGUUGUCGUCGGUUUUCCUUCACAAGGAUUGGAUUAUGGAACAAUGGGAAAAGAAUUUCUACAUUAGUUCAAUUGCUGGAGCAGCUAAUGGUAGUUCCCUGGUUGUUAUGUCAAAAGGAACACCUUAUACUCAGCAAUCCUAUAAAGUUAGUGAAUCUUUUCCUUUCAAGUGGAUAAAUAAGAAAUGGAAGGAAGGAUUCCACGUUACGUCCAUGACCACUGCUGGAAGUCGCUGGGGCGUGGUUAUGUCUAGGAAUGCUGGCUUUUCUGAUCAGGUUGUGGAGCUUGAUUUUUUAUACCCAAGCGAAGGUAUUCACCGCAGAUGGGAAAGUGGCUACAGAAUAACAUGCAUGGCAGCAACUGCAGAUCAGGCUGCCUUCAUUUUAAGCAUACCCAAACGCAAAUUGAUGGACGAAACUCAGGAGACUCUGCGAACGUCUGCAUUUCCCAGCACACAUGUGAAGGAGAAGUGGUCGAAGAAUCUCUAUAUUGCAUCGAUAUGUUACGGGCGAACAGUCUGCUAAUUAUGAUUGAUGGACAGUGUAAUUUGAUUGUAUAUUUUGGUAUGAUGUGCCCCAGCAGAAGGGGAUGCAAAAAGUGAAAAACAGAACAAACCUUUUUUUUUUUAGAAAUGUGGAAGCUGAGAGAGUUGAGAGUUGUUGAUGAUGAUGAUGAUGAUGAUAUGAUGAUCCAAGAAGGGAUUUGUUGGGAGAGAGGGAGAUAAGCAAUGCAAUGCCCCAUUCCAUUGGUUUAACUUGUUAUGGUGUGGUGCGCAAUGCAAGAACAGAGGAUGAUUGUUGGAAUGGCAUGAAAAACAGAGAGCUAUUCUUGUGCUCAUAAUGGGGCACCUUCCAUAAUGGCUUCUUAGUGAAACAAACAACAAAAAAAAGAGACAAGUUUUGUACAACUUGAUUGCAACCUCUCUAAUCUUUUACUUACCAUGUAAAGUCCUCCUCUAAACUUACAUUAAAAAUGGGCUUCUUUUCAUUCUUUUCAUUAUUUCAUUACCCAUUUUCACUUC
Molecule: messenger RNA, 2999 nt
Organism: Cucurbita moschata (crookneck pumpkin)
Lineage: Eukaryota; Viridiplantae; Streptophyta; Magnoliopsida; Cucurbitales; Cucurbitaceae
Product: casein kinase 1-like protein HD16
Exons: 18
Coding region: 379-2502 (707 amino acids)
Biological process (GO): endocytosis; peptidyl-serine phosphorylation; signal transduction
Cellular component (GO): cytoplasm; nucleus
Molecular function (GO): ATP binding; protein serine/threonine kinase activity
Source: RefSeq, a predicted model, not a curated record